CACGGGAUGUUCAGGCCAAACCACACGACCCCUGAUUCAUGGUCAGGCGUCUCACGCCAUACUGACCUACUGUGUAUGUGGAUCACAAUCAGAUGCAAACAGAGUCAUGUCAAAACUAUCUGUGGAAUCAGUUUUCAUAACUGGAACCAGCAAGGGGGUCGGUCUUGGCCUUGUGAAGGGCUUUCUGGAACUUCCCAACCCGCCAAAAUACGUGUUUGCGUCCUGCAUCGACCCUGACAACGACGAGGCCACAGAGUUGAGAGAUGUGGCUUCACAGAAUCCUAGCGUCACGUUGGUGAAGCUGGAUGUGCGAUCUGACGCUGAAAUCGCCAACGCCGUGACGACAGUGCAACGUGUCCUGGGACAGAGAGGGUUAAAUCUGCUUAUUAACAACGCAGCCAUCAACUCUCAGGUGUAUGGACUUGAGUCAUUGACAAGGGAUGAUAUCAUGAGUCACUGUGACUGCAACGUGGCAGGUCCGCUUCUCGUAUCACAAGCAAUGCUUCCCUUGUUGAGAAAAGCAUCCAAACAAAACGAAACGCAUCCUCUGGGAUGUAACAGGGCAGCCAUUGUCAACGUGUCAACAGGCCUCAUCAAGCCCCAGUUCUGGGCAUCAGAAGAACGUCGUUAUUCCUACGCCCUGACCAAAACAGCCACAGCCAUUGCAACCGUCAUGAUGUCCAGGGAACUGUCACCCGAUGGCAUCCUCGUGGCGGGCAUGUGUCCUGGGUGGGUGAAGACUGAUAUGGGGGGACCUGAGGCUUGCACCACGGUAGAGGAAAGUGCGAAAUCAUGUUUGGAUAGACUGGGUAUAUUAGGUGUUGAACACUGUGGUAUAAUUCUUCUAGAGAGUAAUGCCUUUACCAUGUAAUUUGUCA
Molecule: messenger RNA, 878 nt
Organism: Haliotis rufescens (red abalone)
Lineage: Eukaryota; Metazoa; Mollusca; Gastropoda; Lepetellida; Haliotidae
Product: C-factor-like
Exons: 3
Coding region: 107-871 (254 amino acids)
Source: RefSeq, a predicted model, not a curated record